Messenger RNA from Meleagris gallopavo (turkey), 4183 nucleotides. NCBI's taxonomy places the organism in Eukaryota, Metazoa, Chordata, Aves, Galliformes, Phasianidae. The record is from RefSeq and is a predicted model, not a curated record.
CUCUGCCGUGGGAAUGCCCCCCAGCGCCCAUUCCACCCCGCAGCUGUGUCCAACGCGCUGUGUGCUCUGCCCGCAGACCCUGGGCCACCUGGAGAAGGCGGUGGUGCUGGAGCUGACCCUGAAGCACGUGAAGGCUCUGACCGCGCUCAUCGAGCAGCAGCAGCAGAAGAUCCUGGCGCUGCAGAGCGGGCUGCAGGCGGGUGACCUGUCAGCGAGGAGCCUCGACUCCAGCCAAGAGAUGUUCCGCUCCGGCUUCCAGCUGUGCGCCAAGGAGCUGCUGCAGUACGUGGCCAAGCACGACAACAAGGAGCUGAAGGCAGCACAGCUGGUGGGGCACCUGCACCGCGUGGCGGCCGAGCUGCUGCCGGGCGGCCCCAAGGACAUGAAGGAGAAGGCGGUGCCGGGGGGCAAAGCAGGCGAGGGGCGCGGGCAGAACUGUGUGCCCGUCAUCCAAAGGACAUUCGCUGCUUCCAGCGGGGAGCAGAGCGGCAGCGACACAGACACGGACAGCGGCUACGGGGAGCUGGAGAAAAGCGACUCCAAACCGGAGCAGCCCUAUUUCCCAAAGGAUACCGAACUGAAAUACGCCGUCCAGGAGAGGAUCAGCUCCAUCAAGCAGGAGAGCGAGGACCCUCCAGCCAAGAGGAGCAGGCUGGAGGUGCCCGAUGACGACAGCCCCUUUGGCGGCGAGGUGAUGGGCACAGCGGGCGGCUUCCUGCCCCCCCACGCCCACCAGCCCCCCUUGUGCCUGCCCUUCUACCUGAUCCCACCAUCCGCCACAGCCUACCUGCCCAUGCUGGAGAAGUGCUGGUACCCGGCCUCCGUCCCUGUGCUGUACCCCGGGCUGCCCACGCCUGCUGCGGCCGCGCUCACCGGCUUUGUGGGCCCCGACAAGCUGUCCCCCCCCCUGCUGCUGCCCCAGAGACUGCCCUCCCCGGGGCCUGCCCGCUCCCCCAUCGACUCCUCAGCCCUGCUGCAGGCGCUGAAGCAUCCCCCGUUGAACUUGGAAACCAAAGACUAAGAGCGACGUGGGUUUUGUUUUUUUUGUCUUUUUUUUUUUUCCAGUUUGAGACCGUUUCACUUUUAUGCAUUGGCUGGAGGGAGGUGUGGGCCAUGGCUCGCAGCGUGCAGGGAGCCACGUCCCUGUCCUCUGUGCCAGGGAGCGUGCAGGAGGAUGAAGGAGGCACCCGGCUUGGCCGUGCAGAGCUGCUUCCAAAAGGACAAGAAAAGAGCUCGAUGCUUUCCGCCCCACUCUCUGCACCCACAGAACGGGUUGGCUCAGUCAGCUGCCGUAUGUCAAAGCUGUGAAAAAGUGCCCCGAGAGGCAGAUGUGGGUCUGUAGGGCUCGGAUGUCCCCAGUGGAAGGUAUGGAUGGCCCUGCUGCAGGGUACGGAUGCCCUCUGUGGUACGUCGGGGGCUCUGAGCUGUAGGGUCUGGGUGAUCCUGGUGGUACUUUGGGGGUUCUGAGCUGUAAGGUAUGGAGGUCCCCAAUGGAGGAUCUGGAUGUUCCCAGUGGAGGGUCUGGGUUUCCCCAUGGUGCCUUGGGCUGUAGGGUCUGGCUGUCCCUGAUGGUACUUCGGGGGCUCAGCGCUCCCAGCCUGGCCGUGCAUGGUCAGUGGUUCAGGCAGACUAGGAUUUCUCUCCACACCUUUGCUGAUAAAUAUUUUAAUAAAUAAAUAAAAGGUAGAUGCUGCUUGGAGGCUUUACGUGGAGUGCACCUAAUGAAUAACAAACCUGUGCCCCAUCCUGUAAUGAGCUGCUGGUGGGGGCUGAGCCCGGUCCUGCCAGGUGAGCAUGGCCCAGCUGUGCUUAACCCAGGUGAGGGUUUGGGCACAUCCCAUAGAUCCCAGCACUGUGGGGCCGUUUGCUGCAGGUAAAGCCAUGACACCGUGCCCAGUUUGGCUUCUCUUUUUUCCUUUUUUAAACAAACUUUUCCCUGUUUUGUUUUGUUUUUUUUUCUCUCACUGGUUUUGAGGACCGGUGUCCAGCACAACUCCGGUAUGGAUUCCCAUUUCACCUUCCUGUUGCCCCAGCUGUUGAGAUGCACUAUGCUUGAUUGCAGAUCGUGUUCUGACCUUUAUUUCAUUGUUUUUUUUUGUUUUUGUUUUUUGUUUUUUUUGUUUUUUGGUAUACAGUUGCCUUUAUUUGUAAAAUCCUGUUAUAAAUAUAUAUAUUAUAUAAAUAUAUUAAAAGGUAAAGCGUUUCAGAUGUCUAUUAUUUGUAUAACUACUUGAGCAUCAAAGAAGUGUGAAAUAUGAAUGUAUCUUUGUUCCUGAGUUGUCUUUUUUUUUUUUUUUUUUGAAGAGAAGAGCUUUGUUUUAUUCUCUAGGGAGAGGUACAGUGUUUAUAUUUUGGAGCCUUCUUCAAGGUGGGAUAUUGUACAUAUUUUUAUCUUGAGUAAAUGUUAAGUAGUUGUUUAAAAAUACUUAAUAAAAUAAUUCUUUUCCUGUGGAAGAUGGGGGUCAGCUUCUGUGCUUUCCAACAUCUGAUUUGGGUCCCUUUGCAGGGCCUGGGCUGGGGCAGGAGCAGGAACGAGCAUGGGGAUGGGGCUAUUUCCCAUGUGCCGGGGUGGUGCUCACUGAUUUUGGGGAUGCUCACUGACUGCUUGAUUGCUGGGGAUGCUCACUGAUUGAUUUCAGGGAUAUUCACUGAUCUCUUUCCCAUCUGCACGUCUGGGCAUCGCUCCUCUCACCACAUCCACCUCCAGGUGAACCUGCUCAAGCUGAGGUUUCUCCCCAUUCCUUGGAUCCCAUCUGCUGCUGAGGACCAGCGGGCGCUGCAUGCCGGGAUGCCCCUCUCUGCUCAGCACACCCCCUCGGCUCCAGGGCUGGGAUGCUGCUUCCCAAGGACCCAGGCAGUACAUGAAGGUCCUGCUGGCUGUUGGAGGGUUUUACAGCGUGGAAGAGUUGCCAGAUGUGGUGACAGCGAAGCGCUGUGUGGGAUGGGGCUGCUACAGCCCUGGGAGCCACUGUGGAAUGCACACGUGCCCACGCUGCACGGCAGUGAGCAGCGCAGGGCUGCCCAUGUGCGUGGACUCAGGUGUUCCGUGCAUCCCGGUGCUGGUGUUUGGUUUAAUGAGCACUAAAUAUUGAUCUCGCUGAAGGCAACCCCACGUAGCCCCCUUUGGGGACGGCACACAGCGCUCAGCACAGUCACAUUUCAGCUCCUCAAUAGUCGCUGCGGCUGUGCCUCAUCCCUAUGGUGCUCAGCCCACUUCAGCCCCAUCUCCAUCCCCAUCGCUUACUGGUGGGCACCUGCUGGGGGAACGGGCAGGAGGGCACAUGGGGUCCCUUCAGUGCCACCGCUGUGUGCUGUGGGAUGGAACAGGGGUGUGUGAUGGAGGGCAGGGACACGGAGUGACGUGGCUGCAGGGGGAUGGGGACAGGGGAAUAUGGGGACGGUGGGGACGUGGGGUGACCCCAGCCCCUCCACAGCACCCCUGCCCUGCCGGGCGCGUCGUGUUCCCUGCCUUGUUUUCAUGGUCUCACCCAGCUCUGACCUGCCUCAAAUGUUGACACAAUGUCACGUUUCCGACUGCAGCCUUUCAUGUGCAGCCGGAGGCUAAAUGCGGCGGCUGGUUCCUGGAAAAAGACGUGCCUGGCACCCUUUCAGCAGCAACCCGAUCUCCAUGCAGGCUUGGCACGGCAGCUGAAUAACAUGGCAAUAACUCUUUCAGCAGCGUUUCAACCCAUAAAUAGGGCUUCCCGAGCACCCCCCCCUGAAGGAAGGCAAGGAGGGAGACACAAGGAUUAUUUGUCCAAAAAAUAAAAAUAAAAAUAAAAAAACUUGAAGGAAAAUAAACCAGAGCACAAGAAAAGCGAACAGAAGGAAGCAGCCCCAUCGGAAACAGAUCAAAGGGAGGCUGGGCAGUGCUGCACAGGGUCCGGGGAGCAGGAGAGCGAUUGCCUCAAAGGGAAAGCACCGUGUGAGGACUUCUGCCACCUGGGCUCCGCUCCGUGCCAUCCCCAUGCAGGACUCCAUUUUGGUGACUUUUCAGGAACGGGCAUCCCAGGGGCUCCCAGCUCCCCAAACUGCAGUGGGCACAGAGGGGGAGCAGUGCCCUCCCGUGCUGCCCCUGCUCUCAUCUCCCAGCGUGUAGCUGCAAGUGCCGUGUGUUUACAAACGCAGCAUUGCAAGAUCCCUUGAACUGUGUCCUAGUACAAAAGAGGCUUUGAAACAAGAA